This is a messenger RNA of Anoplopoma fimbria (sablefish), 1608 nucleotides long. RefSeq names its product organic cation/carnitine transporter 2-like. Lineage: Eukaryota; Metazoa; Chordata; Actinopteri; Perciformes; Anoplopomatidae. Gene Ontology annotation, molecular function: transmembrane transporter activity. The record is from RefSeq and is a predicted model, not a curated record. The transcript has 10 exons. Bases 1 to 1608 code for a protein of 535 amino acids. Gene Ontology annotation, cellular component: membrane. Gene Ontology annotation, biological process: transmembrane transport.
AUGUUGGGUGGAAAAGACUUCGAUGAAAUGACUUCUUUCCUGGGCGUCUAUGGCUUCUCUCAAAUUCUAAUAAUUGUCCUGCUCACUUUAAGCGCAGUUGUUUGCGGAUACACGGGAAUGAUCGUGGUUUUCGUCUCGGAUACACCCGAGCACCACUGCAAAGUAUCGAUCAACUCCACGCGCACAGAUGUGGAGGUUCCCUUCCACGAGCUGAGCAAGUGGAUCGGACCCAACAGUUGUUCCCGGUACAAACUGAACCCAAACUGGACGGAGACAGCGAGACCAAGCAAUGACACGGAGCAAUGUCUGGAUGGAUGGGUCUUUAGCACUGAGAGAUACAGCGCCACUAUUGUGUCUGAGUGGGAUCUGGUGUGUGACAAUGCAUGGAAGGUCCCUUUUUCCUCCUCCAUGUACUUUGUAGGAGUCCUGAUUGGAUGCAUUAUGAGUGGUCAACUCUCAGAUCGGUUUGGCAGGAGGCCGGCGUUUUUCUUCACCAUGGCCUUACUAACAGUCACUCCCUUGGUCCAGGCCUCCUCCGUCAAUUGGGUCAUGUUCUGUAUCAUCAACGCUCUGAGAGGACUUGGCUUCUCUAAUUAUGUUGGGUCAAUCGUACUGGGGUCUGAGAUGCUGAGCCAGCCUGCCAGGAUGAACUUCGCUCUGCUGGGUCACAGUCUAGGUUUUGGGGUUGGAUAUGCCUUGUUGCCGCUGGUUGCCUACUUCAUACGAGGCUGGAGAAUGCUGCUGGUUGCCUCUGCCAUCCCCGGCUUCCUAUUUAUUCCAACUUGGUGGGUGAUUCCUGAGUCUCCCCGUUGGCUUCUGCAGAAAGGACGUGUGGAGGAGGCUGAGCUCGUCAUACGCGUUGCUGCCAAAAGGAACAGAGUCCCUGCUCCUGAGGUCAUAUUCAGGGCUGAUGAGUACUUGGAGCUAAUGCAGCAGACAUACACUUAUCUGGACCUGAUACGCACCCCUAACAUAAGGAAUAUUACAAUUCUGAGUGUUUUAAUAUGGAUGUCCACUGCCAUGGUCUACAAUGGUCUUUCUCUCAAUACUAGUAACAUGAAUGGAGAUGUCUACCUCAACUGCUUCAUUUCAGCAGCCAUUGACAUUGUGGUGUAUGGAGCCAAUUGGUUGCUGGUUGACCAUGUGCCAAGACCUGUGAUCAUCUUCUCCAGUCUGACGUUCAGUGGCAUCCUGCUUCUGACUAUCAAGCUGGUGCCUGAUGACAUGCAUGUCAUGCUCCAGGUGUUAGCCUUGAUGGGAAAGAUUGGUGUGUCUGCUACUUAUGGCUUGGUCUUUCUGUUUUUCACUGAGCUGAUCCCCACUGUGGUCAGGAGCAUGGGCUUUGGGAUCGCCUCCACAGCUGCACACGUAGGCACCAUCAUUUGUCCCUAUGUGAUCUACAUGGGUGUAUACAGCAAGAUCUUGCCAUACAUUGUUUUUGGCACAAUCAGCAUCAUGGCUGCUGCUGUUACCAUGUUGCUGCCAGACACCAGAAACAGCAAACUUCCUGAACUCAUCAGACAGGCCAAACCCAUCAGAGGAUGCUGCCAUAGGACACAGCCACAGCCCCCAGGAGAAGAGCCGGACUUUGAAGCAAAUGUUACAUAG